CCUGAGCAAAUUUCUGGAUGAUAAAAUUCACGGUCAUAAUCAGCAAUAAAAAGACGCCGAUUUGGGUUGUUGUGGUGCGGUAGCUGUAGCGGUACGACAACGGGUAGCGUGUUGUAAUAAUAAGGCAAUGCGAGCCUACUAAUAACAUUCGCGAAUCGUCUCUUGAAGUGUUUCGUUGUCGUCGUCGUAACGGUAGCUUCCAGGAAUAAUCGAUCAGCCAUGGACUCAAAAACGAUGCUGGACUGCAGUUGGGUUGAUGGUGAUCUGUUGCUUAGCAUCUUGAAGGCAGAACAACAUGGAUCUGGCGAGAGCGAGAUCAAAAUUGUCGACUUCAAAGUGGAAGCAGCUACCAAGAAGGGCGAUAACUAUGCCAGUGAGAUGUAUAGAGCCGAUUUGGAAUACGAGAAGGAUGGGAAACUUGUGAAAUGUAGACGUAUCUUGAAGGUAAUCCCAUCCGGCGAGAUCCAACGGAUGAUAAUGGAAAAGAAUAGCAUUUUCCCCAGAGAAAUAGCCGUCUACAGGGAUAUUCUGCCGAAGAUUCACAGUUUGCUGGAGAGCAUUGGAGACUCGACGUUGAUUUCCCCGAAAUGCAUCUUCACCACGGACGAUCCGAAAACCAUGCUGGUGUUCGAGGACAUCAAAGAUGCGGGCUUCCAGAUGGUAGAUCGCAAACUUGGUCUGGACUUGGAACAUUCCAAAUUAGUCAUAGGAAAACUAGCAAAGCUACACGCAUGUUCAGCGGUCAUCUAUCAAUCAAACCCAGCAGUUAUGGAUCCCGUGCUGGAAGGAGCGAUUUCUACGAACCCGGAAAGACAGGACUUCCUGGAGUUCUACAGGAUGUGCUCUCGUCAAGUAGCGCAACUUGUGAAAAGCUGGAACGACCCCACCUACAAUCAUCUCCUGGAGAGGCUAGAAAACCUUCCAAAGACAAUUAUCAGCAGAGGGGUUCAGGUGUACACUCGGGACGAUUCGUGUUUCAACGUGUUAAAUCACGAUGACGUUUGGACCAACAACAUGAUGUUCAAGUACGGUGGUGAAAAGUCUGUCGAGGACGUCUUGCUGUUCGACUAUCAACUGGCGUACUACGGAUCACCCGGAGUGGAUUUGAACUACUUUCUGAACGCAGCAGUUCAAGAGGCGGUUCGCGAAAAGCAUUGGCUGGAACUGAUUAGGGAAUACCACAACAUCUUGAAAUCAACCCUGGAGAAACUGGACUACUCCGGGAGAAUCCCGACGCUCGAGGACAUCCACGUGGAGAUCAUUCGGAAGGGAUUUCACAGAGUGAAUGCUGUACUAUGCCUAUUACCAAUUGCGUUCAUGGAACGGACCGAGAAUGCCGAGAUGGACGUGUUUCUACAGGAAAGCGAAGCCGGUCAAGCGUUCAGGAAGCAGAUAUUCUCCAACCCACGAUUGGAGGGGAUUCUGAAGCGGGCACUAGUGCAAUACAAUCAUUUGGGGUAUUUUGAUUGAAGGAAGUGAAAUAUUUUCAGGAAUGUGAAUAGUUCGAACUGAAAUAAAAGUAAUGCGUUGAGCUCUACGUAAUGAUGUUUCACCGAAA
Messenger RNA from Aedes albopictus (Asian tiger mosquito), 1558 nucleotides. RefSeq lists its product as uncharacterized. The transcript is spliced from 4 exons. NCBI's taxonomy places the organism in Eukaryota, Metazoa, Arthropoda, Insecta, Diptera, Culicidae. The record is from RefSeq and is a predicted model, not a curated record. The coding region runs from base 220 to 1470 and encodes 416 amino acids.